AUGUCUUCAUCAUCUUCCACUUAUCAAGCUCAACGAGAAGCUUAUCGACAUAAACUUAUGUUUGAAUUAAUGUUUCGUGAUGAUGAACAAGUCGAUUUAAAACGAUAUAUUCGAGCUUUUGACAUGCGUUUAUCACGUAAUACUGCAUUUUCAAAAAUUCCUUGCGGUCCUGUAAUUGUAAUUGAUAAAGCAAAGAUUGCUUCGUGGUCAACGAGCAAUUCAAAAUAUAAAACAGAAUUAUGUAAAUAUUAUGUGGAAACAGGUGUAUGUAAAUUUGAUGGUGAUUGUACAUUUGCACAUGGAGCUGAAGAUUUACGUAAUGCAAAUCAUAAAUCAGUUUUAUGUCGACUAUUUCAUAUGACCAAUAAUUGUCCAUAUGGUCAAAACUGUGCUUUUAUUCAUGAUGAAUAUAGACGUUCUUCGAUAAUUGUUAAACCAGGUUAUACAUAUGCCCCACAAUAUAUACCAGCAAAUGGUGAUCAAGCAACGAUCGAUGAACAUGAACAUGAACAACGUUCACGAAGGUCAAGUUCGGGUUAUGCUUCUGUGGAUGAAUUAUUGUCAAUUUGA
Rotaria sp. Silwood2 is the source of this 570-nucleotide messenger RNA. Lineage: Eukaryota; Metazoa; Rotifera; Eurotatoria; Philodinida; Philodinidae. The record is from the annotation of a GenBank genome assembly.